AUAAAAAAAAUAUAACAUUGCUUCACUAGCUACAUUCAAAUAUUUCUCAAUUUAUCUCCAAUUUUUCUUAAUUUAUUUUUAAUUGUGUUUUUUCACUGGUAAGUAAGAUAGUGAAAAUAUUUCAAUGAUGUAAAUACAGAAAGAGGAAUAUUAUGUAUAAAUACUAUAUUUGAUGUGCAAAAAGGGUCUGAUAGGGUGGGGUGUAGAAUUUAUGCUUUUUUAUGUGUAAGUUUUGAUCAAAAAUUGAGCUGACCAUGUUUUUAACUGCCAUUUCUACAGACCUUAGCCAAUGCUGUAGUGAAAGUCGUAAUUCCGGCAGACAGGUAUACAGCCUUAUUUCUUUUAUUUUCUAUAUUUCAUCCCCCAAUGAUCAUCAGACAAGUUGGCAUGACAUUUAAAGUCGACACAAUUUUCAGACAAUAUCUAAAUUUUAAAUAUCUAAAUUCACACUAAAAUACCCUAAAAAUAGGCCUACCAAAAAUUUAAACCAACAUUUACAGGGAAUAUUGUCUUUGUCAUCUGCAAUUGAUUGUAAAAUCUUAUGAAUUUGCUGUUGAUCAUAUCUUUAUCUUAAGGGAAUUGAACCAUUCUUAGGCCAAUAUUCUUUUUAGAUUCAACUUGCACUUGAUUGUACAUGUAGUUGACAAGGGAUUAUAUAUCCCUCAAAUAAGUGAUUUUAAACUACCAAACAUGUAUUUUAAUGAAUUAAAAAUUUACACACAAACAAUUUGCUACCAAACUACACAUUUGGAAGUAGGAUAAAUCCUUAAUACUAGUAAAACAUAAUAGCAGGAUUAAAAUAAGUGAAAGUUAUAACCAGUUUGGUGGUGUUAACAUACCAGUAGAUAUGGCAGUCAAAUUUGUAUUCAAAUUUAAUUCAAAAUGAAGCAUUACACGCUAAUGAAGCAUGGCUAUUGCUGUUUAUUGCAAAUACGGCACCAUUUUAGAUGGAAUACUUUUUUAUACAACCACAUUUUCAUGUGGACGUAUUAUGCUGUCACCCCAUUCCGUCCACAAGUUGUGUGAGGACACUCUACAGUUCACAAUUUUUAUCCAAUUUUGACGAAACUUAAAAUAUUGGUCUAUCUCCCAAACAUCUCGAUUCCUUUCGAUAUUGGCAUGUAUUGGACCAUAACUUUAUGGAUUAUGGCCCCUGAUUGUAUGGAAAAUCACGUUUUUAGCUUGUGGACAAUCUAGAGGUCACAAUUUUCAUCUGAUUUUGAUGAAACUUGAUAUGCAUGAUUAUAACCAAAAGAUCUUGGGUUCUUUCGAUAUUCGUGCAUUUCAGAUGUAACUUCCUGAAUUAUGGCCCCUGAUUGUACAAAAAUCACCUUUUUAACUUGUGAUCCCUAUACAGGUCACAAUUAUUAUCUGAUUUAAAGAACCAUUCGAAUAUAUCACCGUUACACCAUAAUGUCGGUUGAGUUCCAAUUUCAGACCUAAACUGUCAAGGUAUUACCGAGGUUGUGGACCCUCUAGAAGUCACAGUUUUUAUCCGAUUUUGAUGACACUUGAAAAGUAUGUUUAUAACUCAACAAGUCACCAUGUCAGACAAAAUUUAAAAAUUCGUAGAAAUAUGAUUUCUGUUACUCAUAAAGUUUUGAGAAUGUAAUCUAAACAUUAGGUUUAUAAAUAACUGACGAGGCAUGAGUGACCAUUUAUAAGAUAAAAGUUUCCUUUCUAUGCUGUAAAAAAUUGAAACAAAAUAUCUACUAAUUGUUUUAUCACAAAAAUCAUGAAAUAUUCACCAAUAGAUAGGUCAUUGUCUCAAUUUUGAUCUAUUGCCAAUGUUAACUUGUCUGAUAUCUGAAUGGGUGUUUGAAAAAUCAAAAAAUCUUAUAAGACUAAAAUAUACCAAUGUAAUGAAGAAAGAAGCCAGUGGAGAAGGAUGGUGGACGGAAAUGGUUGGACAAGAAUAUGGAUGGAUUCUUUGGGAAUGCAAGAAGAUUUUAUUAGGCUUUUAUUGUUAAGAGUUAAAACUUAAAAUUGAUUUAUUGAAAAAUUCAUUUUAAAUGGAUUUAGUAUAAUUAAUUAUUAUUGAUUCGUAAUGAUUAUUAUUUUAUUGAAUUAAUUCUAAGAUCACAUUUGCAUGUUUUGUUUUUGUGUGAGCAAUGACCCUUUGCCAAUUAGAAAUGCCUAAUUUUAAAGCUAGUAUCUAUCAAUUUGUAAAUUCAUACCUUUCUCUUAAUCUUAUGGAAAAUUAACUAUGGGGUUUUAUUACUAACAUUUUAAAGAAUUGAAGAGAAAUUGCAUGUUGCAUAUAGGUGUCUGCUGUAUUUCUUUAAAAUAAUUGUGUUACAGCAUGUAGCACUUAGAAAAAACAAAAUUAUUUGUUUCAGGAGAUACAGCAGCGAUUUAGCCUUUUGUUGUUGUACUCUUUAAAUUAUGAUGAAUCAAAGUAGGAGGGGAUAAAACUGCAUUGUAAUUUUCAUUCUUGUGUCUUGAAAAUAAUUUAAACUUCAAACUUUUAUACAAUAUUAUAUACAAAUACUAUUCUCUAAACUGUCUGUGUAAUUAAGGAUUUCCAAAUACAGCUUUUAUUAUUUAAAAUCAAGGUUGAUUGUUUGGGGGAUAACUAUUUAAAAACUAAUUGAUGCUAUUACAUUAAGGUAUUACAUUAAGUUAAAGCCUAGAUCACUGUACAUUUCUUAAACAAAAUUUCAUUACUAACAAACUGUAGUUUUGUGGGGGUUUAGGUAUGUGUGUUGAUCUGUGUCCAAGUUACUACAAACUUGUUUUAAACAUCAUAAAUUUAGAUGUGCUUGUAUGUAGUCUUUGUGGUUAGAUGGGGGUUCCCCUUAGGUGUUGCCAUGUCCAUGUUUCUUGUUUCAGAAGUCUUUUAGCCGUAAUACAUCGAAUGGUUGAAUUUGUUGUUCGUGAAGGACCAAUGUUUGAAGCAAUGAUAAUGAAUCGAGAACUUAGUAAUCCAGUAUUCAGGUUUUUAUUUGACAACCAGACACCAGCUCAUACUUACUACAGAUGGAAAAUGUUUUCAAUAUUACAAGGUGAUACACCUUACAGAUGGAAUACUAAAGAGUUCCGUAUGUUUGAUGGAGGAUCUAUGUGGAGACCACCACCAAUGAAUCCUUACACUCAAGGUAUGCCAGAAGAUCUAGUAGUUAGUGAAAGAAAACCUCCACCAAGAGUUAAAGAAGAACCAGUAGAAAUACAGAAAGGACAAUUAACUGAUAGUCAACGAGAUCGUUUAGAAGAUAUGUUAAGAGAACUAACACCAGAGAGAUGUAAAGUUGGUGAUGCUAUGGUAUGGUGUCUAGAUCAUGCAGAGUCAGCAGAAGAAAUAGUAGAAUGCUUGUCAGAAUCUUUGUCAAUUUUACAAACACCUAUGCCUAAAAAGAUUGCUCGUAUAUUCCUAGUGUCAGAUAUUUUAUUUAACAGUAGUGCUAAAGUUCCUAAUGCUUCUUUUUUCCGAAAAUUUUUCCAAUCAAAAUUAAUGGACAUAUUUAAAGAUAUUCGAGAAACCUAUGAAAGUAUUGAAGGUCGUCUGAAAGCUGAACAGUUUAAGCAAAAAAUAAUGUUAUGUUUCCGUGCAUGGGAAGAUUGGACCAUUUAUCCUAACGACUUUUUGAUUAAACUACAGAAUAUAUUCCUUGGGCUUGUUCCAAAGGGUGAUGUAGAUAUUAUUAAAGAUGAUUUAGAUGGCGCACCUCUAGUACAUGAAGUAUCUAUAUCUGAAAUAGAUGGUAAACCUUUAAUUGAAGAUUACGAUGGUGAACCACUAAAAGAUGAUAUAGAUGGUGAACCACUAGAAAAGCCGAAAUCAAAACCUAUGGCAGCUUUUAUACCUUCAAAAUGGGAGACAGUUGAUGAGGCAGAUUUAGAAGCACAAGCAAUGACAACAUCUAAGUGGGAUCAAUUAGAUCCAACCGAUGAACGAAAUAAAACAGAAGAUUUAGAACAAGAACUAGAUGGACAACCUAUUGAAGAUGAAAAUAGCAGAUCACAAGUAUCUGAUGUCAGUGACAGUGAAGAUGAUAUCCCUCCUCCCAGAAGUUCUCAGGGUCGGCAAGAAAUGUCAGAAGGGAGAAGAGCUAAAUUAAGAGAAAUUGAGUUGAAGGUUAUGAAAUAUCAAGAUGAACUUGAAGCUGGUAGGAGAUCGAGGAAACCGAACCUAUCAAUGUUGGAUCAGAUACAACAAUACAGAAAUAAACUGCUAAACAAGGAGAGUACAGAUUCACCAAAUCGAUCACCAAGACGAAGAAGAAGGUCAAGAUCCAGGUCAAGUUCACCCAAAAGAACAAAGCGUACUAAAAGUCCCAGAAGAUCACGUCAUUCAUUAUCACGAUCACCACAGAGAAAAACAUCAAGAAGCCCUAGUCGUCAUCGUCACAAACAUAAGAAAAAUAGAAGAUGAUGAAUUCUGUUUAUUGAGUGUUUAUAAUUUGUGUCAAUGUUUAUUUCAUUAUGUAUAUUUUGAAAGUGUCCGAGUGAUUGAUAGAAUGAUAUCGCUGAACCAUUAAAUUCAUAUGUUUAUAUACCACAAAUAAAUCAUUUCUCUUCUCAGUUCAUAAAUUAUUACUUGAGAUUUUAUUCAAGAAUGGGUUAGAGAAGUGAAAUUGAAAUGUUCAUGUUACCUGAUAAUAUUUGUGAUAAUCCAGAUGCAGAAGGAAUUAUACAUUUAUUGUUGUAUGCAUGAAAUUAAUGUGUAAUUGGAAUUUUUAGGACAAUAAGUAAGUAAUCUAUGCUAAAAUGUACUCAAAUUGAUUAUUGAAUUUAGGGAAACAAAACCAAAAUAUCAUCUGUAGAUAAUCUCAAUCAGAAUUUAAUAAAAGAGGCAUAUCAAAUAAUUUUACCCAACAGUUACAGGUGGAGCUGACUUUUUUAUAUCGUGGACAAAAAGUGAUGAAUGUGGCAAGAUUUCAAUUCAUUUAAUCUCUGUAAAUACUGAAAUUCCUUUCAGAUUUCAAGAUAUUGCAGUUUGCAUGGUUUGCAAUAUUCUUCAAAUUUUUAUGAUGUUCUACAGCAUUAAUUUAAUGAUACGAUCAGGUGCUCGUGGAUUUCUAUGAUUAUCCUGCAGCAAGAUAACUUUCUGAGCAUUCUUACAGUAUUAGUCUUUCUUCAAUUUUAUGCAUGUCUACUCUUUGAUUUAAGAUGAUCAAUUAUUGCUUUGAAAUAAUUUCUGGAAUUCUUCAAAUAUAUUGGCUUUCAGAUUUAUUUUACUCUUUUACAACUGUGAUAUUCACAGUUUAACACACCCCCCCCCCCCCCCCCCCCCCCCCCGUCUAUAUUGUCUGCAGGGAUGCCAAAUUUUAGCUUCAUCAUAUUUUUAGUAAAUACUGAAUAGAAUUGAACCAAUUUUUGACUGAUCGUAGAGAUUCAACUUUCACAAUAUUAAAAGGAUUUAAAAACUUCCACCAAAUGAAGAUCAGAGACUUCAGAAUGAAAUGUUAAUGUUUUGAUAAUAUACUGUGGCACUGAAACAGAAUCCUAGUUAACAACUUGUAUAUAUAAAUGUAUCCUUCAUGUAUAAAUUUAAUACAUUGUUACAUCUUUGUAAAUAAAGAAUAUUAUUUAAAA
Messenger RNA from Patella vulgata (common limpet), 5535 nucleotides. RefSeq names its product U2 snRNP-associated SURP motif-containing protein. The coding region runs from base 2786 to 4372 and encodes 528 amino acids. The transcript has 14 exons. Gene Ontology annotation, molecular function: RNA binding. Gene Ontology annotation, biological process: RNA processing. The record is from RefSeq and is a predicted model, not a curated record. Gene Ontology annotation, cellular component: nucleus. NCBI's taxonomy places the organism in Eukaryota, Metazoa, Mollusca, Gastropoda, Patellidae.